This is a messenger RNA of Oxyura jamaicensis (ruddy duck), 398 nucleotides long. Its product is annotated as KAT8 regulatory NSL complex subunit 2-like. Lineage: Eukaryota; Metazoa; Chordata; Aves; Anseriformes; Anatidae. The record is from RefSeq and is a predicted model, not a curated record. Bases 65 to 352 code for a protein of 95 amino acids. The transcript has 2 exons.
CUCCUGCUGAUGGGGCCGUUCUGCCCGUGCUCUCUCGCAGGACCUGGACGUGGUGGGCGACGGCAUGCAGUGUCCCCCGUCCCCUCUGCUCUUCGAUCCCUCCGUGGCCCUCGACCAGUCCCUCCGAGACGUGGCCGAGGCCCCCAUAGACAUUCUGGCCCUCGAGGAGACGUCCCAAGCGGGGGUCCUGGCCCAGGCGGCGCCUCCGGACAGAGGGAGCUCGUCUGCCCACGGCUUCUCUGCGGCCGCUGAGCCUCCUGCGCAGAGCCUCCUGCACCCGGGGCCCCCCGACGAGAGGCGGCCGGAGGAAACGGCCCCCAACGGGAACCCGGAGCUGGCCUCCGGGAGCUGAGCCGGGAGCGAGCGAGGGGCUUCCCUGCAGAGCCCCCCCCCCUCCC